Coccomyxa subellipsoidea C-169 is the source of this 1509-nucleotide messenger RNA. RefSeq lists its product as hypothetical. The coding region runs from base 1 to 1509 and encodes 502 amino acids. The transcript is spliced from 10 exons. NCBI's taxonomy places the organism in Eukaryota, Viridiplantae, Chlorophyta, Trebouxiophyceae, Coccomyxaceae. Gene Ontology annotation, molecular function: metalloendopeptidase activity; protein binding. The record is from RefSeq and is a predicted model, not a curated record. Gene Ontology annotation, cellular component: membrane; cytoplasm. Gene Ontology annotation, biological process: membrane protein intracellular domain proteolysis; regulation of response to endoplasmic reticulum stress.
AUGCAUGGACCUCUGUUAAUCGCCACUCUUCUUUGGCUGAGCAUCUACGCAGCUUCACUCCUCAUAAAGCGCGGCAUUGGUGUAAGAGGCCUCUCAAUUGGGUGGUGCAGCAUAACUUUUUGCACAGCCCAUUUCAAUCGGAUCUUCUACAACAUUGGAAGGAAGCACAACAGAUUGUUGCGGCAAUGGUUUGGUAUGGGCACGAUUGCAGCGGGCAUGCUGGGCAUAUCCGUGACCUUCAUCUUCAUGCAGGAGCUCUGGCAGGUCAUGAGGUGGCUGAAAGAGGUUGCCACGGAUGCCAGCCCAGACCCACAGCUUCCAGCUCAGGCUUGGUCACUGGGCGUUGCCCUGCCAGGUCUCACAGUCCCUUGGGGUCAUGCUGUGUAUCUGUGGAUCGCCACAGCCCUGUCCCUUGGUGUGCAUGAGGCGGGUCACGCCUUGGCAGCUGCAGCAGAAGGUGUAGGCAUCCAUCACAUGGCUGUGUUCUUGGUCCUGCUGCUGCCAGGGGCAUAUGUUGCGCUGGACACAGACACACUGACCAUCCUAAACCCCUUGAGGAGUCUGAGGGUGAUCUGUGCUGGAGUGUGGCACAAUGCAGUGCUCUGCUGCAUGUGCUGGGUGGUGGCUCUGAGCCUGCCAUGGAUCCUGUCACCGGGCUAUUCUAUUGGCAAUGGCGCUGUUGUCAGGCAGCUGAGCGAGGCAAGCCCUGUGGGUGCGUACCUGUCUCCAGGAGAUAUGAUUCUGAGCGUCAACCAGUGCCCUGUCAAGGGCUCCCGAGACGGAGAGGGGCGGCCGAAGCAGGACACACAACAGGACAAGCAAGACACUAGCAUGCACACGGUCCGCCAGGGGCCGGCUGCAGUUGAGCAGGCUGCACAGCGGCAGGACGGGUUGGAAGGGGGAGGUUUUGAGGGCCAGGAGCAACCCCUGCCUGAAGAUGCAGUCGUGGGAGUGUGCCUGCCAGCCAGGACGGCUGCAGGGCACCGGGCAUGCACCAGCACACAAGGAACGCCUCAGAAGGGCAGUGGCUGUGCAAGGAACGCCGCCUGCAUGGUGCCAGUGCUGCUCCCAGGCGACCACAUGUUCAAGGUGUGCUACAGCAGGGAUCGCAAAGGGAAGGAAGCAGCAGCAGGGAAGAUGACGGACUUCUCUCCAAAAGCGGGCUGGAUAUUGACGGGCCUGCCACAUGUCAUAGAGCAAAUGCUGGCAUACCUGUUCAACGUGUCGGCCGCCCUUGCGCUCAUCAACAUGGCACCAGUCUUCUAUUUUGACGGCCAGGCCGCGCUUGAGGCCGUGCUCGGUCUGCAAGGUGGCGUGUCACUGGUGCCCGCUCAAAGGUCAGGAGGGCAUCGGUGGAGGCUGCUGCUGUAUAGAUGGGCACUUCGAUUAGGGACGGCUGCGUUUGCCGCUAUUCUGGUGAUGCAUGCAGUGCAGCUGGCGGGCUUUGAAGCCAGCUUGCGCAAGAAAUUUGCAUACGCGCGCCGCGCCAUCAACUUUGCCAUCACAUGA